Molecule: messenger RNA, 1463 nt
Organism: Selaginella moellendorffii
Lineage: Eukaryota; Viridiplantae; Streptophyta; Lycopodiopsida; Selaginellales; Selaginellaceae
Product: late embryogenesis abundant protein 1
Exons: 7
Coding region: 1078-1347 (89 amino acids)
Source: RefSeq, a predicted model, not a curated record
UCUUGUUUAUUGCUGGAACUUGACCAUUCUUUCAUCUCUUUGUUUUCUGACAGAGUUUGAUGGUUUCCAGGUACGUAGCGUUCUUUGUUUACUGCAGAAACGGCAUCUCUUUGAUUUCUUGCAAAGUUACCAGUUCAUGGUUUCCAGAGUAUCUCUUUGAUUUCUUACAGUUCAAGGGGCCCUUCGAGCAAGGUACAUGGAAUGAGCUGCUUAACAGCUCAUUUUUCUACGGCGCCCCGACUUUUAUAUUCACGGACUGGCGGACGAGGGAAAUAGAAUCUCGAGGCCCGGUAGAUGCGACAAAGCGGCAAGAAAAUAUGAAAGCUUUUUGAUCCCGCGGUGGUGGUGGUGGCUAAGCAAGCGGAGCCUACGCAGCAAUGUUGAUUGAGAAGGAAAGGCGGCAGCUUUCUGGAGAGAGUGUGGUACUGGUACAUAAUCUUCUGGUCAGUCAGGCCUCUCGACUUCCAGGCAGGCUUCUAGAGGCGAGGAAAAAGCUCGUAAACAGGGAAGCGAAGAGAAAAAGAAGAGUGAAGGCGGCAAAGAAGAUGAAGGAAGGUGGAAGUGAAUUUGGAAUGGGACGUGUGGUACCGUCUUUAAAAGCAUCACCAGGACAUAACAGUAUGGAUUGGGAUGGGAAAUGGAGGAUGGAGGAUGGACCACAACACCAACAACACCACUCACGCGGAAUGAAGGAUAUAAAUGGGGAGAGUUUGGUUCUAUUCCUCUGGGAGACACUUUAUGCGCUUGAAUCGAAUAUUUAUCGUCGUGAAGAACCGCAGCAUCAAAGCUUGGCACCCACUCACGCAGAGGGGACAAACAGGCAGGUUCUCGUUUUUCUUUUUCUUUUUUCAGGAUUCUUUGCAUGGAAACUGUUGCUGAUGACGAUCACUUUGCAGAAUAAACAGGACCUUCCGUUUCCAUGGCCAGGAAACGUGUCAGGUCGCAUGCAAGGCUCGCCGUAGCUACAAAAAGGCCAGCUUUGGGACUAAUCCAUCGCUCAUCAGUGCGCGCGUUUGCUGCGACGUAGCUAUCCCACCGGUCAAAGGGGAGUUUCUCGUUUUUUUAUUCUUUCUCAACAUGUCGUCGGACAGCGCGCAGGGAAGGAAAGAGGAGCUCAAGGGGAGUGCUCAAGACAAGAUGGACCAAGCCGGUCAGAAGAAAGAGGACAUGAAAGGCACUGCUCAGGAAAAGAUGGAGCAGACCAGGGACAAGGCUGGCGAAACCAAAGAUCAAGCCAGCGGUAUGUUCCAGCAGAUGGGAGACAAGGUGAAACAGGCUGCGGAUAAAACGAAGGAAACUCUGGCUGGAACUGGAGAUAGGAUGACUGCGGACAACAAGAAGGCGUAAACGAAUGCUCCAAAGAGUUGAGUGAAAAUAAGAGACCUUAUGCGCGAAUGUUGUCGAUCGUGAGAAAGGCCAUAGCGCAAAUACAACGACGAUCAUUGCACGGAAUUUAGUUCUCC